Molecule: messenger RNA, 1321 nt
Organism: Cyphomyrmex costatus
Lineage: Eukaryota; Metazoa; Arthropoda; Insecta; Hymenoptera; Formicidae
Gene: sau
Product: Golgi phosphoprotein 3 homolog sauron
Exons: 4
Coding region: 120-1247 (375 amino acids)
Biological process (GO): Golgi organization; retrograde vesicle-mediated transport, Golgi to endoplasmic reticulum; Golgi to plasma membrane protein transport
Cellular component (GO): Golgi cisterna; trans-Golgi network; cytosol
Molecular function (GO): phosphatidylinositol-4-phosphate binding
Source: RefSeq, a predicted model, not a curated record
CGUUACGUCAGCCGUUGCAUCGCGUCGCACCGUGCCGCGCGCGUCUUCUGCCGCGCUCGGUUCACCGCGGGGUAAUCGCGCGAGGAGGUCAUCAAACUGGUGGGGUCUGGCCAUCUUGGAUGAGACAUGUCGCUUUGGAGCAAACGUCAACGGCACAGUGUUUACCGUACGAUAGACGCUCGUGCCGGUUCCCUCUAAUAACGACACCGUCUGUGACGGAUACGGUCGUGGUUGCACGCGGUGGUGUAUCCUCCCCGGAACACGCGGACGUACUUCCAAGCGGUGCCGUCUCAUCGUGGUCUCGUCUGCCCCGCACGAUGAAUCGCGGUGACGGGCUGGUGCAGCGACGACGCGUGGCGAACAGCGGUGGCAGCGGCGCCGGCGGUGGCAGCGGCCAGGAUGGUUCGAACAUGGACCUCGUUGGGAACAACGACAAACAGUCUGGACAAAACUCAGACGCGAUCUUGGGGCCAAAGGAUCUCAACUGCAAUCCCACCACCGACGAUGAUUCGGACAAGGAGACGCGUCUCACUCUCAUGGAGGAAGUCCUGCUGCUGGGUCUCAAGGAUAAAGAGGGAUACACGUCCUUUUGGAACGAUUGCAUAAGCUCCGGAUUAAGGGGAUGUAUCUUAGCGGAGCUCGCCUUUCGGGGUAGGGUAGAAUUGGAAAAAGCUGGUAUGCGUAAGAAGAGUUUGUUAGCUAGGAAGCUCCUUUUGAAAAGUGAUGCGCCUACGGGAGAUGUACUGUUGGACGAAGCUUUGAAACACUUAAAGGAUACAGAUCCACCUGAAACUGUCCAGAGUUGGAUAGAAUAUCUCAGUGGAGAAACAUGGAAUCCUUUAAAAUUAAGGUAUCAAUUGAAAAAUGUCAGAGAACGGCUAGCAAAAAAUCUUGUUGAAAAGGGUGUUUUAACUACAGAGAAACAAAAUUUCUUACUGUUUGAUAUGACAACUCAUCCUCUUACUGACAACCUUGCUAAGAGUCGUCUCGUAAAAAAGAUCCAAGAAGCUGUAUUAGGUCGUUGGGUAAAUGAUGCCGCUCGCAUGGAUAAACGAACAUUGGCAUUAGUUAUUUUAGCUCACGCAGCUGACGUAUUAGAGAAUGCAUUUGCGCCAUUGUCAGAUGACGAUUAUGAAGUAGCGAUGCGAAGAGUACGGACAUUGUUAGAUCUUGAUUUUGAGGCGGAAUCUACUAAACGUAACGCGAACCCAGUACUUUGGGCUGUAUUUGCUGCAUUCACCAAGUAACAGUUACUAACUCUUAAAUUUCGUGGACGCGGAAUAGUUUUCUACUAUUAAAUUCUAUUAUUAUGUAUUAUACA